Salvelinus fontinalis (brook trout) is the source of this 737-nucleotide messenger RNA. Its product is annotated as transcriptional activator Myb-like. Gene Ontology annotation, biological process: regulation of DNA-templated transcription. Gene Ontology annotation, molecular function: RNA polymerase II cis-regulatory region sequence-specific DNA binding; DNA-binding transcription factor activity, RNA polymerase II-specific. Gene Ontology annotation, cellular component: nucleus. NCBI's taxonomy places the organism in Eukaryota, Metazoa, Chordata, Actinopteri, Salmoniformes, Salmonidae. The annotation marks the transcript as partial. The record is from RefSeq and is a predicted model, not a curated record. The transcript is spliced from 5 exons.
GAGCGGGCUGCGGGGGGAGGAGGGGCCCUGGCGGAGACUCGUGGCUCCUGGCUCUGUUUACAAGCCUUUUACACUUUUAAUGUCAGCCUGCGCCUUCUCCCCGUCAAACUGGAGAGAGUAAGAGAGAGAGAUAGUCAGAACGGAACGGCGGAGCUCAGAGGACACACGGAGAUAGAGUCGCUCUCUAUACAAACUACAGCAUGGCUAGGCGACCGAGACACAGUGUGUACAGUAGUGAGGAAGAUGAUGAUGACAGUGAGAUGUAUGAACAUGACUAUGAUGGACCGCUGCCCAAGCCAAGCAAACGCCAUCUAGGCAAGACACGCUGGACACGAGAAGAGGAUGAGAAGCUGAAGAAGUUAGUAGAACACCAUGGAUCAGAAGACUGGAAGCUCAUCGCUAGUUUCUUACCCAACCGUACAGACGUUCAGUGUCAGCACCGCUGGCAGAAGGUUCUCAACCCAGAACUUAUCAAAGGACCCUGGACCAAGGAGGAGGACCAGCGAGUUAUCGAGCUAGUCCAGAAGUAUGGAGCCAAGCGUUGGUCGGUGAUCGCCAAGCACCUGAAGGGUCGGAUAGGGAAGCAGUGCAGAGAGCGCUGGCACAACCACCUGAACCCUGAGGUGAAGAAGACUUCCUGGACCGAGGAAGAGGACCAGAUCAUCUACCAGGCCCACGAGAAACUGGGAAACCGCUGGGCCGAGAUCGCCAAACUGCUGCCUGGCAGGUACGGAAAG